Molecule: messenger RNA, 2649 nt
Organism: Orussus abietinus
Lineage: Eukaryota; Metazoa; Arthropoda; Insecta; Hymenoptera; Orussidae
Product: b(0,+)-type amino acid transporter 1
Exons: 4
Coding region: 677-2140 (487 amino acids)
Biological process (GO): amino acid transmembrane transport
Cellular component (GO): membrane
Molecular function (GO): L-amino acid transmembrane transporter activity
Source: RefSeq, a predicted model, not a curated record
GUGUCAACAUUUCGGACGGUUUGGUCUACUGCCCUUAACAAAAAAAAAAGUGUUGUAUUCAAAUCGACUGACUUGAAGGGUGUUUCACUUCACCUUAAACCGUUUCAAACUUCUUAGAAGCCACGGAAGAGCAAAACUCGAUUCUACUUUGCGAUCGAUUCGGCCUAACAACGUCGCGCUGGUCCGCGUUUAAUAAAUAAAAAUAGUAAGAGUCGUUAACAAUUGAAAUAAGCGACUUUAAUUUGCGGUAGAUUGCACCUUGAAUGUGGAUUUCGCGUUUUAUAUGUGAAAAGAAGAAAAAUGAUUAUCGUUAACAAUGUUGGUCUUGUUAAGUAACGGGCUAAAUGUUAUUAACUGUUGAAAUAACCGGGGUUAAUUUGUGUUAAAUAGAGUAUGAAUAGUUGGGUCGCCAAUGAGGCGAUAAAGAUUAAGUGGAUACAGUGGAUACAGUGGAUACAGUCAUUGGUUUAUGUUCUUGGUUGACCUUGAAUUGGUUAUGUCGAUUGGUUAUGUUCUUGAAGUGAAGCAAUUAAUUUCGGAUACAGUGGAUACAGUGGACACAGUCAUUGGUUAUGUUCUUGGUUAUAUUCUCGUCCUCGGUUACAUUCCCUGGGUGAUAUAACGCACUAAACGCUCUAAUUUCAAGACUCACGGAAGAAUUCCAACGGAAUCCAAGAUGGCGUUCAGCGAGGUCAAGGAGAACGGCCCGAAGGUGGCGCUGAAACGCGAAUUGGGACUCUUCAGCGCCGUCAGCUUGAUUCUCGCAGUGAUGAUCGGGUCCGGCAUCUUCGUCUCGCCAACCAGUGCCUUGGAGAGGUCAGGGUCAGUAGGGUUCUGUUUGAUAAUCUGGGCAUCCUGCGGCGCCCUGUCCCUGUUGGGAGCCUUGGCGUUCGCUGAGCUGGGCACCGUCGUGCCCCGUUCAGGAGCAGAGUACGUCUUCUUCGUGGAGGCCUUCGCUCCACUUCACCACUACCUGGGCCAGCUGCCAGCCUUCAUCUGUUCCUGGGUCUACGUGAUGGUGCUUCGACCGGCUGAAGUAGCCGUGGUGAUCCUAACUUUCGCGGAGUACAGCGUCCAGCCGUUCACCAUCUUCAUGGCGGACAUUCCCAAGGCGUCCAUGGUCCAGGUGAAGAAGCUCAUCGCCCUGCUGGCCCUGGGGCUGAUCACCUACAUCAACAUAUCCAGCGUGAAGCUGUUCGUAAGGGUGCAGAACGUCUUCACCGUGUGCAAAGUAGCAGCCUGUGUGAUGGUCAUCUCCGGAGGAUUAUGGUGGCUGGCUUCCGGGAGGACGGAGCUGCUGAAGGACCCCUUCGAAGGCACCAUCGCUUCCCCUGGGAGCAUCGCCCUGGCCUUCUACAGCGGCCUGUGGGCCUACGAUGGCUGGACGUCGGCUACCAUCGUCACCGAAGAGGUCCAGAGACCCGAGGUCAACAUCCUUAGGAGCAUCCUCAUCGCCGUGCCCACCAUUUCCAUCCUCUACGUCUCCAUGAACCUGAUGUACAUGUCGGCGCUGACCAUCCCGGAGAUGAUCGGCGCUCCUGCUGUUGCUGUCCUCUGGGCGGAGAGGGUCCUCCCAGGGUGGAUGGGCUUUGUCAUUCCUCUUGGAGUCGCUCUGUCCACCUUUGGGUGUGCCCUGAGCAUCCAGUUCGGCGUCUCCAGGCUUUGCUACGUCGCUGGACAGGAGGGACAUGUUCCUCGCAUUUUUAGCUUCGUACAUGUCACCAGGAUGACCCCUGCUGCUGCUGUCGCCUUCCAGGGGAUGCUCUCCCUGGCCUGCAUCAUGCUGGGGAACAUCGUCGAACUUAUCGAGUUCGCUAGCUUCCUCACUUGGGUGUUUUAUGGACUGGCCAUGAUUGCAUUGUUGGUCAUGAGGAGGACCAAGGCCGAUGUUCAUAGGCCGUAUUCCGUGCCUACUUUGAUCCCAUGGCUGGUGCUCUUGGUGGCCAUCUUCUUGGCCGUCUUACCCAUUGUCGAGGACCCUUCGCCGAAGUACCUCUUUGCCGUGGCCUUUAUCCUUCUGGGAAUUGGGGUUUACCAUUGUUACGUCUUCAAGAAAAGAAAGAGCUUCUUUAUGAGGAAACUGACGUUCCUUGCUCAGGUGUUGUGUAUGGUGGUUCCUUCCGACCAAUGCGACGACUGAAACCAAUUUUAGACAAAGUUAAUUAACGAAGUGACAAUUGCAACAAUCAAGCUGCAGUUAGGGGUGGAACAAAUUUCGAGCUAGCUACUGGACACUUAUAAAUUGUUUGUAAAUAAUCCUAGCCUUCCACGGUCAAGUGGCUGCGAGAAGAAAACGUACAAACCUGUGAUUAUGUCAUAGAACCAUUCAUAUUAUACAUCGAAAUGUCAAAAUAUUUAUAUCUGUGCUCGAUUCAGGAUGCAUUGCCGGUUUUCCUUACUUAGCAACAUAACAUUAAUUUAUUCCCAUGACUGAUUAGCGACGCAGGGGAAUAAUGAUUAAUUAAUAGAAGUGAAAGCCCCUUAAAUUUGUAUUUCCUUUAAAAUAGACGAUUCUUGAUACCCUGCAAAGAGGAUUUCUUGAUGAUUGGGUAUUUCAGUAUUAUAUCUCCUAAGAAUUGUAUCUACUGUUGCCAUAAUCUGGUGGCAUUUACACUGUUAAAUGAAAUAUAUAUUUAGAUAACAAAUGAA